Molecule: messenger RNA, 225 nt
Organism: Cooperia oncophora
Lineage: Eukaryota; Metazoa; Nematoda; Chromadorea; Rhabditida; Trichostrongylidae
Source: the annotation of a GenBank genome assembly
AUGUUUCGCAAGCAUCGUCGGUCAAAUUCUGGAGCUGCCCUUGAAUUCUUCGAGACGUCAGCUAAGGAAAACAUCAACGUGAAGGCAGUAUUCGAGAAGUUGGUAGAAAUAAUCUGCAAUAAAAUGGCUGAAAGCCUUGAUAAGGACCCUCAGCAGCAACCAAAAGGUCAGCGACUCGACGCUACUACGAACCAGAAGCCGCCAACGCAACAGUGCAAUUGUUAG